Messenger RNA from Clonostachys byssicola, 498 nucleotides. The record is from the annotation of a GenBank genome assembly. NCBI's taxonomy places the organism in Eukaryota, Fungi, Ascomycota, Sordariomycetes, Hypocreales, Bionectriaceae.
AUGACAUCAUACAAUCCAGACGUAGUGGGGAAUAUAAAUCCAGAAGAUAUUCCAGACCUUGGCUCUGAUGAUGAACCAUGUGUUGAUGAUGUUGAGCCGCCGACCGAGGAGGAGAUGCAACUAUGGUGGUCAGCAAGCAAAGAUUUAGAGAAGCUCAAUGCUGGGUUUCGAACACGUUCUAUGGAUGAUAAGUGGGAUCUGCUGGUCGAGGACCCUGAUGAACAAGGCAAUAUUUCUCUACACAUUCUUCGAAACUGGGCAUACACUGAAUACUUUAUACUUCAUAUUGUGAGUAAUGAAGAUGGUGGGGGUGCAGUGAUUCAAGAUAUUACCUGGGAAGGGAAUAAUGAUGGGUUUCGAUGUGAGGCAGAGCAAGCUCAGAAAGAAGCUGUGAUAUUGUGCAGACUCUUCCUCGAAUGCGAGUUUAAGACGAUCCCUCAAUACCCUUCCUCGGCUAUAUGGAGCCCUGAAGGUUACAAGAAGCUAGAGGCGCAAUAG